Molecule: messenger RNA, 2070 nt
Organism: Talaromyces amestolkiae
Lineage: Eukaryota; Fungi; Ascomycota; Eurotiomycetes; Eurotiales; Trichocomaceae
Exons: 6
Coding region: 1-2070 (689 amino acids)
Molecular function (GO): glycosyltransferase activity
Source: RefSeq, a predicted model, not a curated record
AUGUCAGUACAUCAGGCGCUUGGAUUCGACCGGCAUGAGUCCGUCUUUCAGCAUGACCAAGUGAAAAGCCAUUUGGUUAGGUGUGAUUGGUCUGGGCCAACCAUUGAUACUUUGUACGCAGGAAUAGCAGGUACCUUUGCAGACGGCAAAUCUCAAAUUGGGAUAGCGCUACGUAAUGAAACAUACCUUCUCGACUUUUUGGAGCAAGAAUUCGAAGGAUCGGACUCAGAGAUCGUAAUAUGUGAUUUUAUUCUUACAGAGCUCCAGAACUACAGCAACAUACACGCCGAAAAAUUACUUGGAGCCGCACUUUCCAAGUCUUUUCAUCAACACUGCCCAUCUCUUUGUCGGCGUCUGUGGCUGGAGCUGGACAUUGUGCCAAUCUUGUUACAUGAGGAACCAGGUACGGAGCGUACAGUGGGUACAGAAGCUGUCACGCAUCCGAAUGGUAAGGAGAUCGAUGAGCAAGCUGAAUCGGUGUCCCGGAAGUGCAUUAGAUUUUUUGGUCCAAACAAACUGCCUUUUCUCCAUGUCGAUUUUCUCGGGGCGGUGGAAGUGGAUUCCGGGUUCCAUAUCAACAUUGCAGAUCUUGAAUCAUUCUCACGAACAGUGAGACCCAAGACUUGGUCGGGUGUCCAGCACUAUGUGAAGGACUUGACGAGUCGAAAGGUUAAGAUUGCUUUUUUCAGUGCGACACCCCAAGGUGGCGGGGUCGCACUCAUGCGCCAUGCACUUGUACGAUUAGCACAUCUUCUCGGUGUCGACGUCAAAUGGUAUGUACCGAAACCACGACCGGGUGUCUUCCGCAUCACCAAAACCAACCAUAAUAUCCUUCAAGGAGUUGCCGGGCCCCAUGAGCGACUGGGCGUGCACCAGCAACGAAUACUGACGGAUUGGAUUGAAGACAACGCUCACAGGUAUUGGACACGGAAGGGCGGACCUCUAACUCGACCCUCUGAAGGCGGUGCUGAUGUUAUCAUUAUCGAUGACCCUCAGAUGCCUGCUUUGAUACCCAUUGCGAAACAGGCAGAUCCAAUCAGACCCGUGAUUUAUCGCAGCCAUAUUCAGAUGCGGAGUGAUUUGAUUUCAACGCCUGGAAGUCCUCAAUCAGAAGUAUGGGAUUAUUUGUGGUCUUACAUUAAGCUUGCGGACAUCUUUAUCAGUCACCCAGUAGCUUCAUUUGUUCCACGCAGUGUUCCCCUAGCAAAGCUUGGAUACAUGCCAGCAUGUACAGAUUGGCUCGAUGGACUGAACAAAGAUAUGAGAGACUGGGAUUAUGCUUACUAUGGACGUAUCUUCAACCACGCUUGUCGAAACGCUGGAAUGCCACCAAUCAAUUAUCCAGAUGAUCAGUAUAUCGUUCAGAUCGCUCGGUUUGACCCAUCGAAAGGGAUCAUCAAUGUAUUGAAAUCAUACAAAGAGUUUCGACGCCUACUAACCCAGCACUCCACUAAUGUACGGUCGCCCAAGCUUCUGAUAUGUGGUCAUGGUUCAGUAGACGACCCUGAUGGAUCUCUUGUCUACGAUGAUGUCCUGAAGUGGAUUAGGCAGAAUGCAUCUGCUCUGUCUGACGAUAUCACCGUCAUGCGUCUUGGCCCAUCCGAUCAGGUCCUGGAUACUUUGCUAUCCAAUUCAAGGAUUGUAUUACAACUAUCGGAGCGUGAAGGGUUUGAGGUGAAAGUUUCUGAGGCUAUUCACAAAGGCAAGCCCAUCAUUGCCACGAGAGCAGGCGGUAUUCCUCUGCAAGUUGAAGACCAGGUAAAUGGAUUUUUAGUAGACGUGGGCGAUGUGCAAAGCGUGGCAAAUCACUUGCUCCGAUUAUGGACCGAUUCCGACCUGUACGAACGAAUAUCUUCGUGUGAUUCUUCGUAUCGCGUAAGCGAUGAGGUCAGCACCGUUGGACAAGCUCUCAAUUGGUUUUAUUUGUGCUCAUUAUUGUCUCAAAAUAUGAGUUUGGAACCGAAGGGACGCUGGAUUCACGAUCUCGCCCGCGAGUCUUUGGGACAAGAAUACACCAAAGCAGAUGGGAAGCUGAAGCGAGCUGUGGAUGAAACCGUUUUGUCAGUCUAA